Molecule: messenger RNA, 1017 nt
Organism: Kluyveromyces marxianus DMKU3-1042
Lineage: Eukaryota; Fungi; Ascomycota; Saccharomycetes; Saccharomycetales; Saccharomycetaceae
Gene: MDH1
Product: malate dehydrogenase MDH1
Exons: 1
Coding region: 1-1017 (338 amino acids)
Biological process (GO): malate metabolic process; tricarboxylic acid cycle
Cellular component (GO): cytoplasm; mitochondrion
Molecular function (GO): L-malate dehydrogenase (NAD+) activity
Source: RefSeq, a predicted model, not a curated record
AUGCUUAGAGCCCUAACUCGCCGUCAAUUUUCCUCCACUGCCUUCAACCCAUACAAGGUCACCGUUCUAGGUGCUGGUGGUGGUAUUGGUCAACCAUUGUCGUUGUUGUUGAAGCUAAACCACAAGGUCACUGACUUGAGACUAUACGACUUGAAGGGUGCUAAGGGUGUCGCUGCUGACUUGUCUCACAUCCCAACCAACUCUACCGUUACUGGUUACACUCCAGAAUCCAAGGACUCUCAAGAAGAAUUGGCUGCUGCUUUGAAGGACACUGAGGUUGUUUUGAUCCCAGCUGGUGUGCCAAGAAAGCCAGGUAUGACCCGUGACGAUUUGUUCGCCAUCAAUGCCGGUAUUGUCAGAGAUUUGGCCACUUCCAUCGCCAAGAACGCUCCAAACGCCGCCAUCUUGGUCAUCUCCAACCCAGUCAACUCUACUGUCCCAAUCGUCGCCGAGGUCUUGAAGCAAAACGGCGUCUACAACCCAAAGAAGUUGUUCGGUGUCACCACUUUGGACGUUAUCCGUGCCUCCAGAUUCAUCUCCGAGGUUAGAGGUACCGACCCAACCACUGAGCACGUGACCGUCGUCGGUGGUCACUCCGGUAUCACCAUCUUGCCGCUAGUGUCCCAGACCAAGCACAAGUCCGUCAUCAAGGGCGAGGAAUUGGACAACUUGAUCCACAGAAUCCAAUUCGGUGGUGACGAAGUCGUCCAGGCAAAGAACGGUGCUGGUUCUGCCACUUUGUCCAUGGCCCAAGCCGGUGCUCGUUUCGCUAACAGCGUUCUAAGCGGUUUCGAAGGUGAAAGAGACGUCAUUGAGCCAACUUUCGUCGACUCCCCAUUGUUCAAGGACGAAGGUAUCGAAUUCUUCGCUUCCCCAGUCACUUUGGGCCCAGAAGGUGUCGAAAAGAUCCACGGUUUGGGUGUCUUGUCCGACAAGGAAGAACAAAUGUUGGCCACUUGUAAGGAAACCUUGAAGAAGAACAUCGAAAAGGGUCAAAACUUUGUCAAGCAAAACUAA